This is a messenger RNA of Homarus americanus (American lobster), 3704 nucleotides long. RefSeq names its product solute carrier family 15 member 1-like. The record is from RefSeq and is a predicted model, not a curated record. NCBI's taxonomy places the organism in Eukaryota, Metazoa, Arthropoda, Malacostraca, Decapoda, Nephropidae. Gene Ontology annotation, biological process: transmembrane transport; oligopeptide transport. Gene Ontology annotation, molecular function: dipeptide transmembrane transporter activity. The coding region runs from base 185 to 2530 and encodes 781 amino acids. The transcript has 19 exons. Gene Ontology annotation, cellular component: membrane.
CCCUUAUUAUCUAUACCUGUUCCAACUACCUGUGUUACCCCCUAUUAUCCAUACCGUGGCCCUACACCUGUCACCUGUUCCAACUACCUGUGUUACCCCCUAUUAUCCAUACCGUGGCCUUACUCCUGCUACCCAUUUCAACUACCUGUGUUGUUAUCUACGUGUUGUGUUUUGGUGUUCGGCCAUGUACGCCCCGCUGUUGAGUCGAGACGUGUGGGACGAGGAGGAGGACGAUAUACAUUAUCCCUCUUAUACAGUCGGCGACGAUGGUGAUGAUGAUGAAGAGGUGUUGUAUUGGAGCCUCGACCAUAACAAGAAGAUGGAAUGCAGCAAGUUGUUAGAAGGCGGCGAGAAGAUGUACGAUGACCCAGACCAGACAGAGGAGAGAGUCAAGUACCCGCGCUCCGUUUUCUUCAUCAUCGGCACCGAGUUCUGUGAGAGGUUCAGUUAUUAUGGUAUGAAAGCCAUCUUGACUCUCUACCUACACAACGAACUAAAGUUUUCUGAAGAUUCCUCGACUGUCAUUUACCAUGUAUGGUCAAUGUUGUGUUACUUUACCCCCAUCCUCGGUGCUAUCAUUGCUGACACCCUCCUUGGACGCUUCAGAACAAUAUUCUACAUCUCUGUCUUGUACGUGUUUGGGAAUGCAGUUCUCUCUCUGUCGGCUGUCCCACCAGUUUUCCCAGACCUUGGACCAAAGAUAGCAGUGUCCCUGACUGGCCUCUUCCUAAUAGCCUUGGGUACAGGGGGCAUUAAACCCUGUGUAUCAGCCUUCGGAGGAGACCAGUUUGUCCUUCCCAAACAAGAACGGCAGCUGACACAGUUCUUCUCUAUUUUCUACUUCAGCAUCAAUGCAGGAUCACUUCUCUCCACCUACAUCACCCCAAUCCUGAGAGACAACGUCCACUGUUAUGGUGACGAUUGCUAUUGUCUCGCUUUUGGAAUUCCAGCAAUUUUGAUGGUCGUUGCUCUCUCCAUCUUUGUUGCUGGGAACAUUGCACGGCUUUACAGAAAAGUUGCACCCCAGGGUUCAAUAUUGGCUGAUGUCUGCCGCUGCAUUUGGCAUGCACUCAGGCAAAAAUGUAAAACUAAAGAGAACAAGGAACAUUGGCUGGAUCAUGCCAGUGACAAGUUUGAUAAGAGCCUCAUAAGUGAUGUCAAAGUUGUACUCAAGAUUCUCCUUCUGUACAUUCCACUACCAUUCUUCUGGGCCUUGUUUGACCAGCAGGGGUCUCGAUGGACAUUCCAAGCAACUCGUAUGGAUGGACAAAUUGGUAGCUGGACAGUGAAGCCUGACCAGAUGCAGGUGGUAAACCCAUUCUUGAUUCUCCUGUUGAUUCCCAUCUUUGACACCCUCGUCUACCCAGUUCUGGCUCGCUGUAAUCUGCUCAAGAGACAGUUACCGAGGAUGUUUACAGGCGGUGUGUUGGCUGGUAUAGCCUUCCUUGUGUCGGGCAUUGUGGAACUUAAACUAGAGGAAACUUACCCCAUUGCCCUCGAGAAUGGAGAGACACGGUUGGCACUCAUCAACACCUUACCUUGUAAUAUUAGACUGAAUAUGUCAUGGGAAGAAAAGGAAGUUAACCUGACACAUCUGGAGCAAGUAGUCUAUAAGAGUAUCAAUAUCCAUGGACAAAAUGCGACACUGAACGUCACUCUGGAUCUUGAAGAUGAAACGUGUGGUGAUGUUAUACAUGUUAUGCCUGAUUAUGAGAUUUUUGUCACUGAAAAACAGGCACAAACUGUAUUGAUCACAAUCGACACCACAAUUGUUCAGAUGGUUCCUGUAGAUCCUCCUGACGAAUAUUUGAAACCUUCUAGUGGACUUCCAAGGCUCAGAAUGCUGUACAAUUUGGGUGUGAUACCCUUCAACUCAACAGUACUUCUGAAAGGGAAAUUUGAUACACCUUUUGAAUUUAAAAUUAAGGAGAAACCGCAGGGAUACAUCUCUGGGACUGGGUUUGAAGACGUCGAUCCAGACAAUUAUGAAGUUUACUUGCCGACGAGUGAUGGAGGCCAUGAAAAGUCCCCCUAUAAGAUAGAUGUGAAGCUUGGUGGUGUAUACAACUUCCUGGUACAGAAAUCUCUCGACGAAGCUCAUACCAAUCAAACGACAGUGAAAAAUUUCCAGAUUACUCCACCCAAUUCAGUACACAUGUUGUGGCUCAUCCCUCAGUACUUCAUAAUAACAGUGUCAGAGAUCAUGUUCUCUAUUACUGGCCUUGAGUUUUCUUUUACACAGGCUCCCAUAAGCAUGAAGUCUGUCCUACAAGCUGCUUGGCUUCUCACUGUGUCCUUUGGCAACCUAAUUGUGGUCAUCAUUGCUGAAGCGAAAUUCUUUAAAAGUCAGGCAAUGGAAUUCUUCUUGUUUGCCAUUCUCAUGUUUAUUGAUAUGAUCCUGUUUGCCAUGAUUGCCUAUCGUUACAAAUACAUUGAUGAACUAGCAGUGGAAAAUAAUGACAAGACAGAGGAAAGUGAAAAGGUAGGACAAUAUAAUGAAAGUUUCUCAAACAAUGAGACAAAAUUCUGAUGUAAAAUAUGACUUAGGUUUAUAUAGUUACUGUAUGAAUAAUGAUAUAAUUGUUGUGACCUGAUUAGGAUGGUAUUUUCUGUGAAUAUUUUAUACAUGUCUUUGUUGUCAAGGUAUACUGUGAUGGUCAUUAUUAUAAAUACAAGCAGUCCCUGGAUUACUUAUGAGUUCCGUUCCUAUGGACGUUCUGAAGUUGAAAAAGUAUACCACAUACCCAUGUCCAUAUGUAAUACACUAGCUCUUUUGGUAUUACAUUACAGUAAUUGUUUUAAAUAAGUUCUGGAACUCUUAAGGGGCUGCGCUGAAGUAAACACUUUGCUAUUUUUUCUUUGUUGUAGAAAAAUAUAGUUUCACAGGUACUUAGUUCGGUUGAGAGUACAGUAUAUUAUGCCUUCUCUACCAGGGGAAGUGUUUUGACAAGAGAGAGAUGAGGAGCAGACCAGGUCUGUUAUGAUUUGGUUAACCUCGUCUGCCCUCUUAGAGUGUGGGAAAGAAUACACUUCAGAUAUACUGUGCUAACAUGAGCUGACCUACCCCAGACCUCGCUCACUCCCUGAAGGAACUACAACCUCAGCCAUGUAUAAUGUCAAUGGCUGAGGCACAGUUGAAUAACUUGGUGAAUAAUGACAAAAUACAGUAAAUGAAAAUAAAUAUUUAGUCAUCAUGUAAAUAAAAUACUGUAAAUUUAAAUAUUGUAAAUUUAAAAUUUAACUUUAUGGGACUUCAUUGGUAUCGGCGGAUGUUCAUAAGUCAGACGUACGUGACCCAGGGAACUCCUGUAUUUAGGGUAAUUUUUUUAUACAGUUAACCAAGAACCCUAAUUUGUAAUUGACUGGAAAUUUUUAAAUCAGUGGGAAUAAAAUCUGAUCAUUGUGAAGAAGAAAAAUACUAUUCUUAAUGAUAAAGACUUUAUUCCCACAGAUAUUUAGGUACCUGAUUAUUGCACGUCCUAAAAUACAGAAAUCGUUUAGGCUUUUCGAAUACAAAAAUGACCCUUAUAUUUAAAGCAUGUCUUGCAGAUGAACACAGAUGUAAUGUUAUAUUUCCAAUGAUCUUUUCUGGUUAAACCUGUUGUUGUACAUAAAAUAAAUAUAAUAAUAAAACAACAUAAUAUAUAUUUGUACAGUACAGGUAGUUCUGCUAUAACGCGAUAAUUGUGUUCUUGUAAAAUAUC